Messenger RNA from Aspergillus calidoustus, 1251 nucleotides. The record is from the annotation of a GenBank genome assembly. Lineage: Eukaryota; Fungi; Ascomycota; Eurotiomycetes; Eurotiales; Aspergillaceae.
AUGGAACACUGUAGCCUCAGACCUCCCAACGGGAACAUAGCAACCCUCAGUAUCCUCCUCCUCUCCCUGUUGCUGCCCAUCUUUGUGGUACUUUGCGUGUUUAUGUAUUUUAUUGACUCUCGAAUCCUCUCUCUCACUCGCACCUCAGUUUCUGACAAGCAAAGGAGGAAUUGGCGUCACUACGGAGAGGAAACGUCAAGCGACAGUGACAGUGACAGCGACGACAACGAGGUUAUGGCGUUAACCCCUUCCACCUACUCUACAGACCUUCUCGACGGCUUUAUAGAAGACAUCCAAAUCCAACCUCUCAGCCCAGAGGUCAUGGCACCUACUUUUGAUGAGAACGUACCUCCCAAAUCCGGCUGGCUUGUGGACGAUUUAGCGGAGAAUGUGCGGACAACUACGCUGGAGUUGAAGCGUCCCAACCGUGUUACCGAACCUCAACACCUUUCCAACGACGCGAGUCAACAAAAGCCCACAGACUCGAAGAAAAAGACCACCCCAACUGUCGUCAUGUGGGAUGGAAAAGUCUCCUGGGCACUGAAAGGUGCCAGCAUCUUUGACAAUAUAGAUGAAGAGUACGGCGCCUUCGGUAAAAAGUCCAAUAUGCUCACCCGCCAACCCUACGCUGACCUGUGGGUUUUCCAAUACGGCCUACGCUAUAUUCCAUCCGUCCUCGACCACGAUGUCUAUCGUACUAUUCGCAUCGAUGAGCUUCCGCGCGAGAUCAAAAUUGACGAGAUCCUCCCCCUUGUCAAAGGCGAGAUCUACGAGGCUCGAUUUGCCAAUACAACUGCUAUAACCGGGUAUAACACAGCGAUGAUAACCUUCGUCACCGAGAAGGAUGCCGUCGAAUUCUUGGCUAGUUCCAACAGCAGGAGACUGCCUGGAAAGGUCGUCCCUGUCCACACUCCGACAUACCCUAUCUCUGCUGAUAUGGGAAGCUUGAUCAAAGAGAGUGGAUACACUCGUUGCCUGGGCGUAUUUCAGUACAGGCAGUCACACAAGCAAGAGAUCACCCGCGUCUUGACCCGUGCACAUCACGAUUUCAGUCCACAGCUUGAGAGUAUUAGCGAUGGCCCCGCGCAUGGUGAAGUUGCGGUAAAGAUGCUUUCGGUCAAGGCCGCGGCAGCAGUGUUCGACUUAUUGAAUGGCCACCCGGCCCUAAGCAGGUGCCAGUUUCGUUUUUUGACCCAUGAUGCUGUCCCAACCGAUCCAGCAGCUGGUCUUUUUGCUCGCAGCAGCGGCUGA